This is a messenger RNA of Purpureocillium lilacinum, 1506 nucleotides long. Its product is annotated as glycosyl transferase. Gene Ontology annotation, molecular function: dolichyl pyrophosphate Glc1Man9GlcNAc2 alpha-1,3-glucosyltransferase activity. Gene Ontology annotation, biological process: protein N-linked glycosylation. Gene Ontology annotation, cellular component: endoplasmic reticulum membrane. NCBI's taxonomy places the organism in Eukaryota, Fungi, Ascomycota, Sordariomycetes, Hypocreales, Ophiocordycipitaceae. The record is from RefSeq and is a predicted model, not a curated record.
AUGUCGGAAUUCUACCCGACGUUGGCGCAGUGUGCCGUCGUCGCCGGUGCAUUCAAGAUCCUCCUGUUCCCUGCCUACAAGUCCACCGACUUCGAGGUCCACCGAAACUGGCUCGCCAUCACAAACACCCUCCCCGUGUCCGAGUGGUACUACGAAAAGACGUCGGAAUGGACCCUCGACUAUCCGCCCUUCUUCGCCUACUUCGAGUGGCUGCUCGCCCACGCGGCGCGACUCUUCGACCCGGCCAUGCUGCACGUGUACAACCUGAACCAUGAGAGCUGGCAGACGGUAUACUUUCAACGGGCCACGGUCAUCAUCACCGAGAUUGUCCUGGCCUAUGCCCUGCAGAUGUUCGUCGACACCACGCCGCUGCCCUCGAAACGCGCCGCGCAAGUCGCCGCCCUUUCCAUCUUCCUGUCGCCGGGCCUCCUGAUCAUCGACCACAUUCACUUUCAGUACAAUGGCUUCAUGUAUGGCAUCCUGGUGCUGUCGUUGGUCCUCGCUAGGUGCAGGUCGACGCUCCUGCAGAGCGGACUCGUCUUCGCUGCGCUGUUGUGCUUCAAGCACAUCUACCUCUACCUCGCGCCCGCAUACUUUGUCUUUCUCCUGCGGACCUAUUGCCUGUCGUCUCGAUCGAUAUUCCGCAUCAAGCUGCUCAACUGCAUCCAGCUGGGAGGUGGGAUCGCGCUCAUCUUUGGCGCCGCCUUUGGCCCCUUUGCGGCAAUGAAACAGAUUCCGCAGCUUUUGAGCCGCCUGUUUCCAUUUUCGCGCGGCCUUUGCCAUGCGUACUGGGCGCCUAAUAUCUGGGCACUUUACUCCCUUGCAGACCGCGUCUUGAUCCAUCUUGCGCCGAGGUUGGGUCUUGCCCUCAAGGAGGACGCGCUGCAUAGCGUUACACGCGGCUUGGUUGGCGACACGGCGUUUGCCGUACUGCCAGAGAUUGUGCCGCGCGUGUGCUUUGCCUUGACGCUGCUCUUCCAAGGGCUGCCUCUCAUCAAGCUAUUCGCGCAACCGACGUGGGAGAACUUUAUCGGGGCAGUCACUCUGUGUGGCUAUGCCUCAUUUCUCUUUGGCUGGCAUGUCCACGAAAAGGCCAUCCUGCUCGUCAUCAUUCCGUUUUCGCUCAUCGCGCUCCGCGACAGGCGACACCUGGGAGCGUUCCGCCCGUUGGCCGUGGCGGGGCAUGUGUCUCUUUUCCCCCUUCUUUUCACGCCGGCAGAAUUCCCCGUGAAGACGAUUUAUACCGUCUUCUGGCUGGUGUUGUUCCUGAUGGCAUUCGACCGUCUGGCUCCAGCAUCGAACAAGGCUCGAUUCUUCCUUUUGGACCGGUUCAGCACGCUGUACAUUGCCGUGAGCAUCCCACUCAUUGCCUACACGUCGCUGUUCCACCAGAUGAUAUUUGGAAAGAGCUACGAGUUCCUGCCACUGAUGUUCACGAGCUCGUAUGCGGCCGUGGGGGUCGUGGGCAGCUGGGUCGGAUACAUGGUGGUGUACUUUACUUCUUAG